AUGGAACCAUCACAGCGAGCUGGCAAUGAAACUGAAUUGUUACACACUCCAGUCGGCGUCAAGUCAUGGGUGUGGAAGCAUUUUGGCUUCAGGAAAACCGAUGGAGGAGCAGUGGUAAGAGAUGUUGCCGUUUGCAAAGAGAAAGGCUGUCAGUCUGAGAUAAGAUACUGUGGCAAUACGUCGAAUCUAUCCGCACACCUGAAAAGGCGCCAUGGCAUUGAUGAUGGCGAGUCAGAGUGUAACGUUAAAGAAAGAACACAGGCUUCCACGCCCGCCAAAUCACUGGCAACGUUUUUUGCUCCAAAGUUGUCGAGCACUUCAAAAAGAGCAAAAAACAUCACCAAAGGCAUUGCGUUUUUUAUAUGCAAAGACAUGAGGCCCUAUAGCGUCGUAGAGAACGAAGGCUUUAGAUACCUGCUUGAAGUUCUUGAGCCGAGGUACAACAUCCCCUCACGGCAACACUUUAGCGAGUCCUAUAUUCCGAACUUGUACACCAAAGUUUGUGAUGAAGUUAUUCAGGGUCUGAUGAGUGCAGAGCGAGUAGCUAUAACUUCAGAUGGAUGGACUUCAUGCACAACGGAGUCCUAUAUCACUGUAACGUGUCAUUUCAUUGACAACAAAUGGCAAAUGAAAAACCACGUUUUACAGACUCGUGUUUUGGGAGACACUCAUUCAGGAGUUAAUAUCGGGCAGGUUCUGAGAAGCGCGUGUGAAGAAUGGGGUAUAUUGGACAAGGCACCGGCUCUCGUAACCGACAACGCUUCUAACAUGAUCAAAGCUGGUGAAGAGGCAGGCUUAUCACCACAUAUAAAGUGCUUCGCGCACACGCUUAAUCUGACAACACAAGAUGGCCUGAAGAUUGCUGCCACAGAACGGCUUUUAGGGCGCGUGAGGAGAAUUGUGAGUUUUUUUCACCGCAGCGCAGUUGCGACCACUGUUUUGAAGGAGAAGCAAGGUUUGCUCGGGCUUCCACACCACAAGCUCAAAGCAGACGUGAAAACCCGAUGGAAUAGUUCUUUCGAGAUGUUGGAGCGAUUUCUUGAACAACAAGCUGCGGUGAUGGCAACACUUCUCGACAAGAAAGUCAGAAAAGGCUCGUGUGACGUGCACACACUCAGUGAAAGUGAUCUCUUGGCUGCCGAACAAAUGGUGAGUCUGCUAGCCCCGCUAAAGUCUGCUACCACUCUGAUGUGCGAGGAGAAGCAACCCACUGUGUCCAUCAUCGCACCUCUCCGAAUAAAGUUGUUGGCGCAUUUCGAAUAUGUACCGGAUGACUCCGCCUUAAUCAAAGACAUGAAACGACUCAUGUCUGAAGAUCUUAGAGGGCGAUAUGUGGACGAAGAACCAUUCUUACUUCGAGCAGCUGCUUUGGACCCCCGAUUUAAAAAGCUUCCUUUCCUGGGUGAUGAGAGAAGAAACCAAACCUUUGAAUAUCUUGCGGAAGAAGCGGCACAGCUGAAGGAACAGAGGUCAGAGGCCCAGCCUGAGGAAGCCCCAGAGGCCCAGCCUCCUCACUCUUCUCCUCACCAGAUUUCUUUGGAGCUAAAUGAGGUGUGUGAUGCAGAAACCACUAAAGAAUGCCCCCCCGUUUCCAAGAAAUCAAAGGUAUUGGAGGACCUUUUUGGUGACUCCUUCUGCACUGAGGACCCAAGUGUCAGAGGCAAAACAUCCAAAGAACAAGCCCAUGAUGAAGUUAGGAAGUACAGAGAUGUUGCAUCUUUGAGCCUAGAUGGUAAGGUGUUAGACUGGUGGAGAGCUCACCAGGCUGAGUUUCCUCUCCUGGCAGACCUGGCCAAGACGUACUUAUGCAUUCCUGUUCAUCUACUGCAGAGGAUGUGUGACCAUUACCUCUAA
Rhinichthys klamathensis goyatoka is the source of this 1854-nucleotide messenger RNA. RefSeq names its product E3 SUMO-protein ligase ZBED1-like. The record is from RefSeq and is a predicted model, not a curated record. The coding region runs from base 1 to 1854 and encodes 617 amino acids. The transcript is spliced from 4 exons. Lineage: Eukaryota; Metazoa; Chordata; Actinopteri; Cypriniformes; Leuciscidae. Gene Ontology annotation, molecular function: protein dimerization activity; DNA binding.